This is a messenger RNA of Hymenoscyphus albidus, 340 nucleotides long. Lineage: Eukaryota; Fungi; Ascomycota; Leotiomycetes; Helotiales; Helotiaceae. The record is from the annotation of a GenBank genome assembly.
AUGCUCCUGGGUGAGGCACGCCGCACGCUCGAGGCAGCGUAUGCCCCGCUGCUCCGGUACUCAGUAUAAAAAUUAAAUUACAGCGAAGGGCAGGGCGAACACCCUCGCCAAGCGCCAACAGGCAAACCUGCCGGAAAUACCUACAAUGCCAUGUCAUGGACUAUGGGAGAUCCGAUUCCGAAUAUCCUCCAUCCUCCAUGUUGGACAGACGCGCCGUGCUAGCACCAGCAACAGCACUUGCUUCUCAACAACAUCUGCAUCUCCAGCUGCAUCAUUCGAGAAGACAGCAGACAACAUCACUGGAACUCGCGAUUCGUACAAUCUUCCAAUGGUGCCAUAA